AUGCCACGAGCAAUCAGGGGUGUUCUUGUGGAAUGUGACCCUUCCAUCAAAUCUAUCAUUAUGAAGAUAGACAGCGAGGACCAUGCUUUCGUGGUAGAGGACCUUGAUGAUGGGACGCUGGUCAUUAAAGAGAACAUGUUAUCGAUAUUGAAGAUGAGACUCGAUGAGGCCCUUAAAGAGACACAACAACCACCGAGUGAUUCGGGUUCUGAUUAG
Messenger RNA from Venustampulla echinocandica, 216 nucleotides. RefSeq lists its product as uncharacterized. The record is from RefSeq and is a predicted model, not a curated record. Gene Ontology annotation, biological process: nucleotide-excision repair, preincision complex assembly; transcription by RNA polymerase II; transcription initiation at RNA polymerase II promoter. Gene Ontology annotation, cellular component: transcription factor TFIIH holo complex; transcription factor TFIIH core complex. NCBI's taxonomy places the organism in Eukaryota, Fungi, Ascomycota, Leotiomycetes, Helotiales, Pleuroascaceae. The transcript is spliced from 3 exons. Bases 1 to 216 code for a protein of 71 amino acids.